Pestalotiopsis fici W106-1 is the source of this 813-nucleotide messenger RNA. RefSeq lists its product as uncharacterized. Bases 1 to 813 code for a protein of 270 amino acids. Gene Ontology annotation, molecular function: oxidoreductase activity, acting on the CH-OH group of donors, NAD or NADP as acceptor. The record is from RefSeq and is a predicted model, not a curated record. The transcript has 4 exons. NCBI's taxonomy places the organism in Eukaryota, Fungi, Ascomycota, Sordariomycetes, Amphisphaeriales, Sporocadaceae.
AUGUCUAGACUCCAAGACAAAGUGGCCAUCGUCACCGGAUCUUCCUCUGGAAUAGGGAGGGCGAUAGCUUUGGCGUACGCCCGCGAGGGAGCUGCCGUCGUCUGCGCCGAUCUGAAGCGGGAAGCCCGAUCUGCCGGCCCAGAGCCGCAAGCCUCGGUUCCAUGCACCAAUGAAAUGAUCACCAAGGAGGGUGGACGAGCAAUAUUUGUUCGCGUGGACGUCAGCCAGGCGACAGAUGUGCAGAACAUGGUUGAGCAAGCAGUGUCGGCCUUUGGACGUGUCGAUAUACUCGUCAAUAACGCGGGAAUCUCUUUGGAAGCCGGACGUGCACCCCUAAAGCUCCACGAGACUCCGGAAAGCACUUGGGAUAUUACCAUGGCGGUCAAUGUCAAGUCAGUCUUCCACUGCUGCAAGUUUGUCAUUGCCCAGAUGCUACAGCAAGAAGUGGUCAACGGACAUAGAGGAUGGAUCAUCAACAUGUCCUCCAUCUUUGGACUUGUCGGUGGUCGCUUUAAUAUAUCCUACGCUGCUGCUAAGGCGGCUGUAUCAAACAUUACCAGACAGGUAGCUUUGGACUAUGCUGAGGAUAAGAUUCACUGCAAUGCGAUAUGUCCUGGAUACACACAGACCGCCAUCUUUUCCGAAACAAUAACCCAUCUAGAUGAUGCCAAAGGGAUCGAGGCUCGACAUCCCUUUGGUGGCGUUGGUAAACCUGAAGAUAUCGUAGGCGCGGCCAUUUUUCUAGCUAGUGCAGAAGCCUCAUGGAUCACGGGGGUUUGCUUACCAGUCGAUGGAGGUUACACGGCACAGUAA